UUCGCGCAUGGUGUGCCGAUCAGUACCAAGCCAAACCAUGACUUCCUAGGUAUAAUCAAUCUACGUCAGGUGAUGCGUUUGCUGAUUAGGUAAGUGCUUACUGUUUAUUCUGUUAGAUAUUUACGUAGGUUCUAACUCUAUUUACUUGUUAAUAAAUCGUGGCUUAGCUCUGCAAGAACAUGCCGGCUGAGCUAAAGAUCGGCGACGAAAAAAAGCCGACGAUGAGUCUCGUCGAGUGCGAGAUAUGCGGCAACUUUUUUCAGCCACGAGGCAUACACAGUCACCAGACCGCAUGUCGGCGAAAACGUGACCAGGCUGGUGGUAAAGUAGUUAGUCUCCUCCUGUAGGUGGCGAGUCUGUUCAUAUUUUGAAAGCUUAGAGUCUCGCUCGGAUGCUUCUCGACGCUGUUGCGGUUCCUACAUUCAGGACCCAAACGCUUGGGAAGCUCCGAAUUUUAUUGGGUCGAUAAGGGCACUAGAUUCCGCUAGGAGCGAGAUCGGGUCACAAUGCUGGGCCACUGCUUUCCUUCGGCCAUUUCUAUUUUUUGCUCUUUCGAUUUUCGAGGUCGAGCUUCUUGAUUUCUUGUUUUUAGUUAGCUUCUCAGGUGGCUUGGGCGUCUGAUUAAUCCACCGGUGAAUCACUCUGGUACACUCCGACAGCCCUUCGGAUGUACCUUAUUUUUGUGAGUGUUAAAAUUAGAAUCCAGUGGUCUUAAAAAAAAAAAUUUUUAUUUGAAAAAAAAAAUGUAAAAAUAAUUAUUUAAUUUUCCGGUUCUGAACCCCAUUAGAAUCUGAACCGGAAGAGUUGGAUCCGGUUACCGAAGUCCGGUCCUGCUUAUGGUAAUUAUGUAACCGGAUUGUCUCACACGUAAAAAGAAUUUAUAGCUGGCCCUAUAAAUUCUUUUUUUCCACGCGACUCAAUCCGGUGCUCGAAAACGCACUAGAAAAACCGGAUUUCGGUAACCGGAUUCAAGUCAUCCGGUCCAGAUUCUAGUGGGGGAUCGAACCGGAUCAGAUCUUGUUAAUCGGCGUGUGCUUUCAUCUCCUUUUUCUUGCUCCCAUUAGGCUAUCGAUCAGCGAAUGAGUGGUGUGAUCUAUGGAUCGCUGAAAGGAGACGAUGUGCGGUCCUGGUUCCAAACGAAAGUGAUUCCGCGUUGGCGUGUCUACCUCUCUCAGCUGCCGCCAACUCGUCAAGAUCACACCUACUUGCUUUGCAUGCUUGACCAAGCUCCGACUCAUCAAACGCUGACUCCAGACUUUCGCCAUGGUGCAUUCGGUCAGUUUUCUGCUGAGGACAACGUGUGGAUCGUUCCUAUUCGUGCAGAAACCACGUCGUAUAUUCAGCCGUGUGACCAGUCGGUGAUUGGUGUAUUCAAAAAGGCUAUCCGUCGCCACAGCAGCACGACGAACGCAGGCAUCGACUUGUUUGAUCAGAUUCAGUUGCUUUGCAGCUAUCAAACUCGUUUCAGUACGCAGCAAGAAUUCAUCAAGUGUGGAUUCAAUCCGGACCCAGAGGUGCACCAGCCGGAGCGUGGUUUGAUGUGGCGCCGUACUCGGGAGUUCCUACAGGAAGUAGAUCCGAUGUUCGAAUAAAAAUGAACGUGGUCACUUUUCAAAAAAAAAAUGACCGUGGGGUCAUUUUUCAAAAGCGAUGGUUGUUGAAGAUGGCGAUUGUGUGAAUUUGUAUUGUGGCCCGUGCUUGUGCUACGAUAUUACUUAUGCUCCAUUAAUAUCAAGUCGCAUGUGUGAAGGUUUACUUUUCUCAUUGAAUGACUUAUCAUAGUGCAUACACAGGCUCUAAAAAUUGAUGAACGUUUACUUUUUUUUGUUGCAGCAGAGUAACUAUAUGUACACGACAUUACUUUCGUCGGUGUCGCACGUGCUAGUUUUUCAGAAAUGGUGAAGGCAGUGCUUUUUUUUUCGCUCGAAUCUCGAAACUCGUUUGAAGCGGUCGACUCGUUUUUUCGUCGAAAAUUGAUGCAAGCUGACUUGUCUCGAUUAU
Molecule: messenger RNA, 2001 nt
Organism: Amoebophrya sp. A25
Lineage: Eukaryota; Dinophyceae; Syndiniales; Amoebophryaceae
Source: the annotation of a GenBank genome assembly